AUGGACCCAAACAACCCCAAUCGCAAGAUCCGCAAAACACCACAGUACGCACUCUACCAGCGCGAGAACUUUUGGAAAACAAACAAUGGCCAAGUUCCUCUUUUCAACACAGAUCCAGCCCAGCUCGAAACCCUCGCAAAAGCUGCCCUCACGCAGAACGGCUGGCUCUACGCCUCUUCAAAUGCGGGCUCCUCUCAUACGCAUGCAGCGAAUCGCCAGGCCUUCUACCGUCACCGCAUCGUGCCCCGCAUGCUCGUCGACACGAACCAACGCGACACGGCGACGCACAUAUUCGGGCACAAGGUACCUGCGCCCAUCGGCUUCGCGCCCAUUGGGAUUAAUAAAAUCUACCACCCGGACGGCGAACUGCCCGUCGCCCGAGUCGCCGGCGAACUGGGACUGCCAUAUUGUCUCAGCACGGCGGGCAGCCAGCCUAUUGAAGCCGUCGGGCAGGCCAAUGACGCGGGCGCACGAGGGGAAGGAGACGGCGUGCGAUUCUUCCAACUCUACAUGCCGCACGACGACGAGCUUACGCGGUCGUUGCUGCAGCGCGCGGCGGACAGUGGGUUUACGGCGUGCAUAUUGAUGCUGGAUACGUGGCAGUUGGGUUGGCGACAUGAUGAUGUAGCGACCUCGAAUUACGCAUUUUAUCAUGGGCGCGGCGCGGACUUGGGGCUGAGUGAUCCGGUAUUCCAAAGGAGGUUGAGGGAGAAAGGGAUUGAUCCUCAUACCCAGCCGAAUGAGGCGGGUGCGAUGUGGAUUGAUAACGUGUGGCAUGGGCGCGCGCAUACGUGGGAUAAGGCGGUGUGGGCCAUGGAGUUGUGGAAAGAGAUAUCCGGUGGGAAGCCGUUUUGCCUCAAGGGGAUUCAGAGUGUUGAGGAUGCGAGGAUGGCGGUGGAGAGGGGGUUCGAUGGGAUUGUCGUCAGUAACCACGCGGGACGGCAGGUUGAUGGGGCGGUGGCGAGUCUGGAUUGCUUGGAGAGGAUUGUCGAUGCGGUUGGAGACAAGAUCUACAUAAUGUACGAUUCUGGCGUUCGCUCGGCAUCCGACGUUUUCAAAGCGCUAGCACUCGGUGCGAAAUUUGUCUUUGUUGGACGCCUAUGGGUCUGGGGUCUGUCCAUCAUGGGCGAAGCUGGUGUCAGACAUGUCAUGCGAAGUCUGCUGGCGGACUUGGACAUUCUCAUGAACGUGGCUGGUUUCCAGAACAUUCAGCAGAUUACAAGGGAUGCGUUGGAAAAGGGACCCGAAGGACUACCCACUGCCUAA
Parastagonospora nodorum SN15 is the source of this 1266-nucleotide messenger RNA. RefSeq lists its product as hypothetical. The transcript has 3 exons. The coding region runs from base 1 to 1266 and encodes 421 amino acids. Gene Ontology annotation, molecular function: FMN binding; oxidoreductase activity. The record is from RefSeq and is a predicted model, not a curated record. NCBI's taxonomy places the organism in Eukaryota, Fungi, Ascomycota, Dothideomycetes, Pleosporales, Phaeosphaeriaceae.